Molecule: messenger RNA, 369 nt
Organism: Trypanosoma grayi
Lineage: Eukaryota; Euglenozoa; Kinetoplastea; Trypanosomatida; Trypanosomatidae
Exons: 1
Coding region: 1-369 (122 amino acids)
Source: RefSeq, a predicted model, not a curated record
AUGCCACUUGCGCCAUCAGCCUCGCGCGUCCAGGGUGGUCUUGGGACAGCAGACGACACUCCACAGCUUCCCCCACCGGAUAUGGCGAUGGUGCAGAAGAUGAUCAACGAUGCUGUAGCAAAGGCACAUGUGAAACAACAGAAGGAAUCGAAGAUGCAGAAGGGCCCGAGGGGUGCAGAGGGAAUCGCUGCUCACCGUUCAGGUGCUUCGAAGUGGAACAACGCCUCCUCCGUGUGCAAACGCUGGAGCGCACCCACGUACGUGUUGGAUUUUGCUUGGGCAUUCCUUUUAACCUUCCUUGCAAUUUACUUUGUGGUGGCAGGGUACUCGCUUUACCGCAAGGUGAGCAUUGCCCGUGACGCGCUAUAG